Molecule: messenger RNA, 425 nt
Organism: Paramecium sonneborni
Lineage: Eukaryota; Ciliophora; Oligohymenophorea; Peniculida; Parameciidae
Source: the annotation of a GenBank genome assembly
AUGUUUGAGGAUAGAUUUUGGAGACGAAGAUAAAGGCGAAACCAAAUUGAUUUAGGAAACUAAAAAAUUAAUAAAUAAAAACAUCUUACCACAUAUUGGAGAUCAACUGAAAGUAGAAAUAGAAAAGCCGAUUUUUUGGGAUAUAUAGUUCAUAGAUUAUUGAAUGCUUCAUUAGGAAAAACAGAUUUGGAUGAUGGAGAUCAUUUAGGCAAAAAGUGAUUAGAUAUGGCAGGAACAAUGAUGUGGGAGUCUGUAAGACAUCAUUUGAAUAAUUUAAAUAGAAUUCUAAAAAGGCAUUAAAAUAUAUUAAUGGAGGAAAAAGUGGAUGAGGAUAAAUAAACAAAACCGUACUUGGAAUGUAAUAUAUUAUAUAAUUACAUGUAGACUUUACAAACCCAAACCCUUCAACAUUCUGUGACUGCUGA